AUGGGUGGCUGCUUCUGCAUCCCCGGGGAGCGAAGUCUGUCCUGUGCCCCAGGUAAAGGAACUUCUUCCAAGGAUCCAACCAUAUUGAGUGAGUGUCUAUCCGCAACUGAAUAUAAGGAAAAAUGUUUUCUGCCACGGAACAUGACAACAGAUCUGACCCUCUCCUUCUGUGUGAAGAGCCGCUCCAGGAAGUGUGUAAAUGCACCCUUGCAGGAAGCCGCCCGGAGGCGGCUCUGGGCUCUGGAGAAUGAGGACCAGGAGGUUCGCGCACUGUUUAAGGACCUCUCAGCAAGGCUGGUGAGUAUCCAGUCCCAGAGGGCCCAGUUCCUCCUCACCUUCAAGACCAUGGAGGAAAUCUGGAAGUUCUCCACCUACCUGAGUUUAGGCUAUGUAUCCACAUGUCUGGAACAUCUCCUCUUUGACCACAAGUACUGGCUCAACUGCAGAUUGGUGGAAGAUACAGAGAUCCAAGUGUCUAUAGAUGAUACACAUCUGGAAACAAUAUAUCUGGGACUCCUGAUACAGGAAGGCCACUUCUUCUGCAGAGCCAUGUGCUCCGUGGCUCAGCCAGCUGAGAAGGAAGGGGAGUAUCUGACGCUUUGCAAGAACGAGUUAAUCUCAGUGAAGAUAGAUGAAGGCGGGUCUGAGUGGGAAGGCGUGUCCCUGGUGACGGGUCAGCGGGGUCUGGUGCCUGUGUCAGCUCUGGAGCCCCUGCCUCUCCCUUUCCACCAAUGGUUCCUAAAGAAUUAUCCAGGAAGCUGUGGCCUUUCCAGGAAGAGGGAUUGGACAGGCUCCUAUCAGAUCGGAAGAGGAAGAUGUAAGGCCUUGAAGGAUUAUCAGCAGGAAGAGAAGGAUGAACUGAGCGUCUGCCAGGGAGAAAGCAUUGAGAUCAUCGGCUUUGUCAUACCUGGGCUGCAGUGGUUCAUUGGGAAGUCAAUGAGCUCAGGAGAGGUGGGCUUUGUCCCCACCAGGAACAUAGAUCCUGAUUCUUAUUCCCCACUGAGCAAGAACUCUCCCUUUUUCAGUGAUGAGGAAAGAUGCUCCCUGUGGGCUUUGGGAAACGACAGUAAAGCUGAGUGUGUUAGCUUCCUUUGCACACUUGCACAUACUGACAUCACGUCUGUCUACCGACUUAGUGGGUUCGAAUCCAUCCAGAACCUUUCGAAUGACCUGAGUGCAUCCCAGACCGAAGGCUUUAAGGAGGCCAGGCCUGGCAGAGCCUGGGAGGAACGUCAGGCUGCGGGCUCCAGACAGUCCAGCAGCUCCGAGGACUCCAGCCCAGAGGAGGAGCUCCUCUCAGCCGCCUCGGACAGCUAUCACCUGCCAGAGCCUGAUGACCUCGAUGACCCAGAGCUGUUCAUGGACCUUAGCACUGGUCAGGAGGAGGAGGAGGCUGGGAACUUUGCUCCCAUAUUGGCUUUUCUGGAUCAUGAGGGUUACACCGACCACUUUAAGAGCCUCUACGAUUCCUCUUUCUCCUUCCUCACUUCUUCCUUUUAUAGCUUUUCGGAGGAGGACGAGCUUGUGGCCUACCUGGAGGCCUCGAGGAAGUGGGCCAAGAGGAGCCACCGGACCUGGGCCCACACCCGGCUCUGCUUCCUCCUGGGCCGGCUGAGCGUCAGGAAAGUCAAACUGUCCCAGGCCAGGGUGUACUUUGAGGAGGCCAUCCAUGUUCUCAGUGGGGCAUUUGAGGACCUUUCCCUGGCUGCUGCCCUGUACGUCAAUUUGGCCGCCAUCUACCUGCGGCAGAGGUUGAGGCAUAAAGGCUCGGCCCUGCUGGACAAGGCAGGUGUCCUGCUGGCCUGCCUGCCCGACCAUGAGUCCAGUGCCAAGAAUGAGCUUGAUGUGGUGGCCUAUGUGCUGCGCCAGGGGAUUGUGGCUGGCAGCAGCCCCCUGGAGGCCAGGGCCUGCUUUCUGGCCAUACGAUCGCUCCUGAGCCUCGGCCAACACGAGGAGGUCCUGCCCUUUGCUGAGCGCCUGCAGCUUCUCUCUGGACACCCUCCUGCCUCGGAGGCUGUGGCCACCAUCUUGAGUUAUCUAUAUGACAAGAAAUAUCUCCCACACCUUGCAGUGGCCUCUGUCCAGCAACGUGGUACCCAGAGUGCCCAAGGGAUGUCUCUUCCUAUUUGGCAGGCCCACCUGGUCCUCCAGAAUGCCUCCAAGCUCCUUCGUGUUCCCUCCCCAAACUGGGGAGAUGUUUCCAUCCUGGCCUGUCCGACUCUCAGGCAGGCACUGGUUGCCUGUGAGGAACAGGAAGACCAUAGCACCCAGAGGACACUGUGUCUCAUCCUGUCCAAAAUGUACCUCCAGCACAGGUCUCCUGAUGGUGCCAUCUACUACCUGAGCCAGGCCUUGGUGCUGGGGCGGCUGCUGGGUGAGCAGGAAGCCUUUGAGUCUUCUCUGUGCCUGGCAUGGGCCUAUCUCUUAGCCAGCCAGGCAAAGGAGGCUUUGGACAUUCUUGAGCCACUGUCUUGCUCCCUGAAGGGGACAGAGAAUUUCACCCAAAGGGGAGUGGUCCAUAACCUACUGGGACUUGCACUUCAAAGUGAAGGCCGGGUAAACAGGGCAACCAAGAGCUAUCUCUGGGCCCUGAACAGAGCCAGGGAGAUGGGGGACGUGCGUAACCAGGCAGUGACAAUGGCCAAUCUUGGCCACCUGACCCUUAAGUCCUGGGCUCAGCAGCCAGCCAGGGACUACCUCCUGCAGGCUGUUCGACUCUAUUCUGAACUGCAGACCAGCAAGGAGACGGACAUGGAAUUAGUACAGGUGCUUCUCUGGCUGGCCCAAGUUCUGGUGUCUGGACGCCAGCUGACCCAUGGCUGCCUUUGUUAUGAAAUGGCAUUGCUGUUUGGCUUAAAGCAUCGACACCUAAAGAGUCAGCUCCAGGUCACCAAAUCCCUCUGCCAUUUCUACAGCUCUGUGUCCCCAAAUCCUGAGGCAUGCAUCACCUACCACGAACACUGGCUUGCCUUGGCUCAGCAACUCAGGGACCGGGAGAUGGAGGGGAGGCUGCUGGAGUCCCUCGGGCAGCUCUAUCGGAACCUGAACACGGCCAGGUCCCUCAGGAAGUCCCUCACAUGCAUCAAGGAGAGCCUGCGUAUCUUCAUCGACCUGGGGGAGAGAGAUAAGGCCGCUGAGGCCUGGCUCGGGGCAGGGCGACUCCACUACCUCAUGCGAGAAGAUGAGCUGGUGGAGCUGUACCUGCAGGCUGCCAUCCAGACAGCCCUGAAGGCAGAGGAGCCCUUCCUGGCUCUCAAGCUCUACGAAGAAGCAGGUGACGUGUUCUUCAAUGGGACCCGCCAUAGGCAUCGUGCAGUGGAGUAUUACCGAGCUGGGGCUGUUCCUUUAGCAAGGAGGAUGAAAGUGAUGAGAACAGAGCUCCGGAUAUUCAACAAGCUGACGGAACUGCAGAUCAGCCUUGCAGGCUAUGAGAAGGCCCUGGAAUUUGCCACCCUGGCUGCCAGACUGAGCACAGUCACAGGAAAUCAGAAGGAGAAGCUGGUGGCCUUUCACCGCUUGGCUACAGUGUACUACUCCCUGCAUAUGUAUGAGAUGGCUGAGGACUGCUACCUGAAGACUCUGUCCCUCUGUCCACCCUGGCUGCAGAGUCCCAAGGAAGCCCUGUACUAUACCAAGGUGUAUUAUCGCCUGGGCCAACUCACCUUCUACCAGCUGAAGGAUGCCCACGACGCCACUGAGUACUUCCUGCUGGCCCUGGCAGCAGCGGUCAUGCUGGGUGACAAAGAACUGCAGGACACCAUUAGGAACAGGCUGGACACCAUCUGUCAGAGCCCCCUGUGGCACAGCAAUCCCUCCGGGUGUUCCUCGGAGAGGGCGAGGUGGCUGAGUAGUGGGGGCCUGGCCCUCUGA
Molecule: messenger RNA, 3870 nt
Organism: Cynocephalus volans (Philippine flying lemur)
Lineage: Eukaryota; Metazoa; Chordata; Mammalia; Dermoptera; Cynocephalidae
Gene: SH3TC2
Product: SH3 domain and tetratricopeptide repeats 2
Exons: 17
Coding region: 1-3870 (1289 amino acids)
Biological process (GO): regulation of ERBB signaling pathway; regulation of intracellular protein transport
Molecular function (GO): protein binding
Source: RefSeq, a predicted model, not a curated record